GUGUGUUUUCCGCUCAAAAUGUUCAAACGGAUAGUUUUAGCUGUAAUUAAUAUAGUGUUUCUGAUAGUGGGUACAACGGCGUUCGCUUCCCUGCGCUAUCCGGAGAGUUUCAAUCAGCAGCUCAUUCGCUACAAGGGUCGCGACUCAUCGAACGGGUACUUUGAGCUUGCCAGUGAAGCGUACUACACCGGUGCGUAUGAUCUCGUGGAGGAGCUAAACGAAACCGCCACAUGUUUGCGGGCCGACUGUCGGGAGCAAUCGAACAGCUCCCCGGUAGUCCGUGACCGGCGCCGUGUAGAUCCCACCUUCUACGGACAUCCGAAAACGCGGGAACAAAUCUGGGAGCGCAACUUUGCCCACGUCAUCGAGGACAAUCGGCAAACGCUCUCGCUAGUGACACUGCUGAACAAGAUCAUCAUGAAGUAUCUGUACAGCUGCAUACCGAUCGUACUGUUCGACACGUACGUCGCCACUACGGAGAACUACAUGCUGGAGGCACUGUUCAGCGACUUUCCCAUCACCUACAUCACGGGGCGCAUCGGACCGAACUACACGCUCGACAAUCCGGGCAUACUGGAACCGACCGGGCCACAGUGCCGCAGCUACAUCAUCUUCCUCGCGGACGUCAUGAUGACGCGCAAAGUGAUCGGUCCACAGAUGAACAGCUACGUCGUGCUGAUACCGCGCUCGAGCCAGUGGAAGCUGCAGGAGUUUCUGGCGGCCAAGCAGUCGCGCGACAUCAUCAAUCUGCUCGUGAUCGGUGAAUCGUACUCGGUGGACAAACGCAUCAACAACGAACAGCCGUACGUGCUGUACACGCACGAGCUGUACAUCGAUGGGCUCGGUGCGAACCGGCCGCAGGUACUGACCUCCUGGAUUGGGAACAAGUUCUCGCGCAACAAUGUGAACCUGUUCCCGAAGAAGCUGCGCAAAGGAUUCUCCGGACAUAGGUUCACGGUGAAGGCGGCCCACCAACCGCCGUUCAUGAUCAAGCGCCUGUCGACGGACGGGGUGGGCAAUGUGAACAUACGGUGGGAAGGGUUGGAGAUGCGGCUGUUGCGUGCGAUGGCGCAGUAUCUUAACUUUACGUACGACAUUAUCGAGCCGGGCAGAACGGAACUGGGCCCCGGAGACGCUGUUGUGGAAGAGAUUAAGCGUGGACAGGGCGAUAUGGGCCUGGCCGGUAUUUAUGUGACGAUUGAGCGUAACCUUGCCACCGAGAUGUCCGUGUCACAUUCGACCGACUGUGCCGCCUUCUUGACGCUAGUGUCCAGUGCUUUGCCACGAUACCGUGCGAUCUUGGGACCAUUCCAGUGGCCCGUCUGGGUAGCGGUGAUUCUCAUCUAUCUGUUGGCCAUUUUUCCACUCGCUUUUUCCGACAAAAUGACACUGCGCCAUCUGCUGGGCAACUGGAGCGAGAUCGAGAACAUGUUCUGGUACGUGUUUGGGACGUUCACGAACAGUCUUACCUUUCAGGGUGAGAAUUCGUGGAGCAACACGCGGAAGACGUCGACUCGUAUGCUGAUUGGCAUUUAUUGGGUGUUCACGAUCAUUAUUACCGCGUGCUAUACGGGCUCGAUCAUCGCCUUCAUCACGCUUCCUGUAGAGCCGGAACGUAUCGAUGGCAUCGAGCAGCUGUCCAGGGGAUUCUUUCGCGUUGGCACACUGGAUCGGGGCGGUUGGGAACGUUGGUUCCUUAACUCGAGCCACAAACAAACGAACAAAUUGCUAAAGGACCUCCGGUUUGUGAGCAGCGUUGAUGAAGGCAUCCGCAACGUGACUGAAGCGUUCCUCAUCUCGUACGCCUUCAUUGGAUCGAAGGGAGAGUUGGAGUUCCUGAUCAAAUCGAACCUGUCGCAUCAGUUUGAAAACAAACGCUACGGACUGCACGUCAGCCGAGAAUGUUUCGCCCUGUACGGUGUGUCGAUGGUGUUUCCGCCCAACUCCGUCCAUCGCGAUCCAAUUAACAAUGCGAUCCUGUACAUGCAGGAAGCCGGCCUAAUAGGCAAACUGAACAGGGACGUCACGUGGGAAACGAUGAAAACGAAGGACGGUCGCCGGAAGGAAGCUUCCGUCGGUGAAGUGCUCCGAUCGACGGCGCCCUCCGAACGUGGCCUAACACUCGCCGACACGGAGGGUAUGUUUCUGCUAAUGCUGUUCGGGUACGUCGUGGCACUCGGUGUGCUCAUCUCCGAAUGGGUUGGCGGCUGCACCAACAAGUGCCGCGAAGUGCUGAAGGAACGGGCGGAGCGUUUGAAGGCGGCUGCAGCUGAAAUUGCGGCCGCUGCCACCGCCGGAAGCGAUAACGGUUCGCUGCCUGUGUCAUCACCCACCUCGACCAACCGGAACUCACCACAUAAAAGGACAGGUCCCAAUGGGGUGGAAAAUUCCCUCCCAGCCAGUGGAAAUGGAUCGGCAACAGUACGUCGUAUACGGCUUACCGGGGAAGAUUCCGAGAACGAACCAAACGAGUACGACGUACCGCCGGAUGCUGCUAGUGACGGUGGAUCUUCGCUGCAAAGGCACAGUCUGUCGGAGUGCUUGUCGGAGGUCAGUGCGCAUACGAUGCAGGAUCUGUAUAAUGGCCCAGACCGGCGCCAUUCCACGAUCGUGUUCCUGGACGGGCAGCUAAUGUCGGAAGAGGAAGCGCAGCGCAAGGUCGCGCGCAGCAAGUCCCGACACCGGCACAGCUUAAGCUCCGUGCUGGAGCGGGAAGUUAGUCAGCUGUUUCGGUUCCUGGGAAAGGAAUCACCGCACAGUGCACGAGCCGACGAGUCAAGUGAUGUGGGUGGACUGGUACGGAGAGGUGCUGGACGCGAGCGGAAAGAGAUGAAGGUGGCAGUGGAGAUCAAUGCCCGAGCGACUGAGGAAGGGCAGCAAGGUCCGGGAGCAGCCGUAGGUCGUCGCAGUAUUGAGGCCACUUUUGGGGAAAAGCUGUUGCAUUGAAUGGUGGC
Messenger RNA from Anopheles arabiensis, 2954 nucleotides. It is a transcript of the gene Ir21a, whose product is annotated as ionotropic receptor 21a. The transcript has 5 exons. Bases 19 to 2946 code for a protein of 975 amino acids. The record is from RefSeq and is a predicted model, not a curated record. Gene Ontology annotation, cellular component: membrane. Lineage: Eukaryota; Metazoa; Arthropoda; Insecta; Diptera; Culicidae. Gene Ontology annotation, molecular function: glutamate-gated receptor activity.